AUGAUUGAUCAACUCCCCGCCGAAAUAAUCCAUCAGAUCCUAUCCCACCUCUCCGCGCGAGAUCUCGCCCGUGUGUCUAGAACAUGCCGCACAUUCGCUGAGCAUGCCUCCAACGACCGCCUCUGGGCCAGCCUGAUCAACUCACAUCUUCCUUUCCCCAUCCAUGAUCCGGGGCCUUUCGAAUCUUUCCAUCGACUAUACCUUGCCCAUCUCCCCUACUGGUUUAUCCCUCAAAAUAAGAUCUGGUUUGCGGACACCGAAGCACACGGGUGUUUAAUCCUAGCUCGAUAUGACAAUCGGCGAGGCGUGAUAGAGGCAUACCGAGUCAUCGCAGACCGACGCACACCAAAGUUCCAUAUCUGGGAGGCCAAUCCGGACGUCAUGAUUCAGACGUUUGAUCCCAAGAUCAGCCUGUGGCUGGAUGACCCGGUCCUUCUCCUCAAGGACCAGGAGCCAUCUAAUCCCAUCGCUGAUUGUCAGACGUGGAAUCCUGAUCGCCGGAUGCCCAUGGCGGCUGAAUCCCAGCAUGUUUUCAGCUCCCUGGUGCUCUGCCCCCGAGAGCUCCCGGAUAACGAAGUCAUCACCGACGCCAGGCUCUGGCCACCCCAGAUCAUUCCGAGUACGAAUCGAAUAUUUAGGAACACAUCGUCCAAAAAUAUGUUGCUGCCGAAGUGUGCAUCUGAUGCGUCCUCGUCAGGGUUCCGCAUUAAGCGGUGGGCCAAUUUUCGACUUCGCAUGACGCCAACUGAUAACGAAGCAAUGUCCAAUUAUACGACCAUCGACCCAGAAUGGUAUAUUCCCACGAAGGAGAAGCCCUACCAAGGCAUCUGGGUUGGCGAUUACUCUGCUCAUGGAUGCGAGUUUCUUCUUAUAUACCAAGUCGACUUGGACUCUGAGGCGGGUUCUGCAACCGCAACGCCUGCAUCUGCUGACAAUGAGGAUAUCGAUGGGAAUCGUGAAGAAACCACCCAGAAAGGUAGCCUAAGGGCAGUCAAGCUGACCGGAGACCCGAAUGUUCCUCGCGGCGAAAUCACAUUUAUCGCCGAGGAUAUUGGGCCCAAGGGACUCGUGCGCGUGGCAGAUGAAGAGCCGUUUGAAGGGGCUCGUAUAGUGCAGUGCAUGGGGCAUGUAGCAGGCCUCGGAUUCCGCGACGAUACAUACAUCGCGUCCCAACUCAUCCUUGUCUCCACGGAUUACAUAGCACAUUACUGGGAGGAGAUGGGGCACAUCUCCUACUUCCGUCGCGUGAAUAUUGACGAGCUCUUACAGACAUAG
Penicillium canariense is the source of this 1275-nucleotide messenger RNA. Its product is annotated as F-box protein. The coding region runs from base 1 to 1275 and encodes 424 amino acids. Gene Ontology annotation, molecular function: protein binding. The transcript has 2 exons. NCBI's taxonomy places the organism in Eukaryota, Fungi, Ascomycota, Eurotiomycetes, Eurotiales, Aspergillaceae. The record is from RefSeq and is a predicted model, not a curated record.